AUGCAUCGAAUUAGAAACGGGGAAGACGAAGCAAUAUGGAUGGAUCCCGACGUGCGUAAGCCACUUGAUGCAAAGUGGGCAGAAGAAAGAAACAAAAAAAUUGCCACACAAAAUAAAAAAAAUCGUGCUUCUGAGACCGGUGGGUUGCUCCACACUGGCAGGUCCAUUCCAUUCUCCUUGACUCGAAGAAGACUGGCAACUGAACUGAAUUGUGAGCCCAAUGAGUUUGAAUUCUUCAGGAGAACCCACACCAGGAAACAUAAUCAAGAGAAGAAGUGUGGGUCGAUGACAGAUCUAGGGCCGUCGCUAUUGAGUGCAGAGGCAUCUUCAUCAUCCGUAAGUACCGGAGAGUCCUCAUCGCCUACAGUUAAUGAACACGACAUCUUCUAUCAAGCUAUUAGUGGUCGGAAUAGAAAGGGUCGAAUAUACGGGCUGGGCUCCCAAGCUAAUUUAUUAUAUCCAUCUACCACCAAUCGUUCUAGCCAAUCAUCUUCAAAUAUGUCACUAGAGUUUGAACAAAUGAGACUUAAAAUCACCCAAUUAAAUGAUGAAUUGCUUGAAUCCCGGGCUGAGAAUCGACAAUUACAACAGUGGCAAGAACAAGUGACGGCAUGGCAGUCAGAAAUGAAUAUAGUAAUAAGUAGAUUGACAAAACAAUCUACUGCAGAUGCUGGAUCAUCGACUGUUCUAAGUGGAUCUGACCCGGUAGCUAAUCAAGACAAGAAUGACAAUGAUGAAGAUGAAAAUGAUAAUAAUAAUGACGAUUGA
This is a messenger RNA of Diospyros lotus (date-plum), 768 nucleotides long. RefSeq lists its product as uncharacterized. Bases 1 to 768 code for a protein of 255 amino acids. Lineage: Eukaryota; Viridiplantae; Streptophyta; Magnoliopsida; Ericales; Ebenaceae. The transcript has 3 exons. The record is from RefSeq and is a predicted model, not a curated record.